Messenger RNA from Phoenix dactylifera (date palm), 1022 nucleotides. Lineage: Eukaryota; Viridiplantae; Streptophyta; Magnoliopsida; Arecales; Arecaceae. The record is from RefSeq and is a predicted model, not a curated record.
CCUGGCACCAAAAUAGGGAACCGGAUAAAGCGCGUGAUGUGGAUAACGCCUUCUUCAAGCAAACGCACCAAUGCUUAUCCUCACCAUUCCUCUCCUCUUAUAGCCUUCCCUUUGUGCAUGCCUCCAAAACAAUCUCCUCUCCUCUCCAUGCAUGUUAUAUAUGGGAAUCAUAUGAAGCUAUAGCGUUGUUGUUCGUUUGCUUUUCACCUUAGUUGGAACCUCUUUCGAUCCAAAAGCUUGGGAUGGUUUCUGAGGCUUAGGCGUAUGGUUGGUUGGAGGCUGGGCUGUAGACAUAAAUUAAGAGAAUUAGGAGGACGUCUCGAUGAGAAUGGAUACUUCUUUGAUCCCACAAAACAACCAUGGGACCAUGGUUGAGGAGGAGGAACUUGGGUCCACGUCUUCUUCCUCGGAUAACUUUUUGGGGUCAUCGGACUCUUUGGAUGAUGCAACCUCUUCUACUUCUUCCUCAUCACUGUCGAAUAAGGACGACCAAUUUGAAGAUGGACCUCUGUAUGAGAUGUCUUCCCUCAUAGCCCAACUUCCCUUCAAGAGAGGGCUGUCAAAGUUUUAUAAUGGGAAAUCUCAGUCAUUCACAUCUUUAUCCAAUGUGAGGAGCUUGGAGGAUCUUGCCAAGCCAGAGAGGCUGUACAGGAAAAAAGCCAAGCUAUCCAAGAGCUAUGGAGGGGGCUUGGACGGUCGGAAAUCACUGUCCCCCUAUGGGCGUUCCAAAACCAUCACAAAGAAGGUUUCAAGGGGUCCCUCGUUUUCACCGAGUGCAGGGAGUAGGCCCCCCAUUCCCCCACAGAAAUCUAGCAACUUUUUCUAGCCAUACCCUUCUGUUUGCCUGAAGGUGUUUCAAGUGAUGGAUGCAGAUUAGAAACUAAUCAUGUUUUUGGUUAAAGUGUCUAGGAGAUCUAGCGGUCUAAUUUUGUUAUUAUAGAACUUGUUCAUAUAUGUUUAUAAAUGUUGCGAGAGCAGUGUUUUCUUAUUAGCUAAUACACACAAUUGUGCAGUUUUUAUUA